ACUGAUCAGUCCCAGAGAGCGAACAACACUACAAUUAGAGGAAUCAUAUCCACUUGACUCAAUUUCCAUAAGAACAUAGCAUUUUAGUAGUUUGAAUUGAUAACCUUACAACAACGGAUUGCACCAUGAGCGCCAAAGCGGUGAACGACUUUAUGGAGGUGACAGGAACAUCAAGGACUACAGCAAAUAAAUACUUGAAAAAGCAUGCCUACAACCUCAAUUUUGCUGUGGAAGAGUAUCUUGGCAAGCAGUAUAACACAAACUUGUACAAGUUGUUUGAAAAGUAUCAAGAAACUCCGGACAAGAUUGGUAUCGAUGGUACUUUGUGUUACCUCGAGGACUUGGGCAUCGAGCCAGAGGAUGUUAGAUCAUUGGUAUUGAGUCACUUUCUAGAAAGCGAAAGCAUGGGAGCCUUUUCCAAAGAGAACUUUCUUCAAAAGUGGACUGAAAAGAAUAUUUCAACUAUACUGCAAAUGAAGACAUAUUUAAAUGAGUUAACCAAAAAUAUGGCUACACCUUCAGAAUUUGAUGAGCUAUAUGGAUUCACCUUCAAUUUUCUACUCGAGACUCCAACGCAAAGAUCUUUGAGUCCAGACCUUCUCAUCGACUAUUGGAAGUUGUUGUUCGACUUGGUUCCUUUAGAUGAAGACGUUUUGCACAGAAUUGACCAGUGGUAUGACUUUAUUUUGAAGCAGGAAAAACCUUCCAACAAAGACGCAUACUUAAUGUUCUGGGAGUUUGUGAAAGAAGUUGUGAAACCGGAUCCUGGCUCUUUGAGUGGUUACGAUGAGAUGGCAUCCUGGCCAGUGGUAAUUGAUGAGUUCAUAGAGUACCUACAAGAAAACAACUUGCUUGAGUCCACUGAGAGUUAAGCACCCAUCUGCAUGAAUAUCUAGAAAUAUAAAAAAUGGUACACAGU
Messenger RNA from Yamadazyma tenuis ATCC 10573, 919 nucleotides. RefSeq names its product NEDD8 ligase (gene DCN1). The record is from RefSeq and is a predicted model, not a curated record. Gene Ontology annotation, molecular function: ubiquitin-like protein binding; cullin family protein binding; ubiquitin conjugating enzyme binding. NCBI's taxonomy places the organism in Eukaryota, Fungi, Ascomycota, Pichiomycetes, Serinales, Debaryomycetaceae. Gene Ontology annotation, biological process: protein neddylation. Gene Ontology annotation, cellular component: ubiquitin ligase complex.